This is a messenger RNA of Cetraspora pellucida, 176 nucleotides long. The record is from the annotation of a GenBank genome assembly. NCBI's taxonomy places the organism in Eukaryota, Fungi, Glomeromycota, Glomeromycetes, Diversisporales, Gigasporaceae.
AAAAUAUGCUAAAGGUUAUUAUAGAAAGUUCUAAAGGCCAAAAAAGUAAAACAGCAGAACUUGAAAAAGAAGACUUGUCUUUAGUCAUUUCUUUAAGCAAUACAGAUCAAAUUUCAGAUAAACAAACAAAACAAACAACAUGUAAGGAGCCUAUAUCUAAUCAUGUAAACAACUAA